AUGUCGACCAGAGGCACUCGCACCGUCUAUCGCGAGCGCGAUAUCGAGCGCGACUAUGAAGAGGAGCCGCCCCGCCGCACCUAUACCACCGUCAAGCGGUAUCAGGUUCCCGAGUCCAUCACCCGCGCUGUCCACCAGGAAGACGACCAAGUCCAGGACAAGAUCGUCAUCAAGCGAGAACGCCGUGACGAUCCGCCUCCACCUCCGCGCAGCCACUACAGCCACCACACGACUCACCGCUCACACGACGACGACGUGGAGUGGAAGUUCACCGAGCGGAGAUACGAGCCCUCGCGCGAAAGAGACGAGCUAGAUUUCCGUUUCAUCGAGAAGCGGUCCGAGCGCUCGGCAGAUCCGCCCCGGCGAGACAUCAAGUACCGCGUGGUAGAGCGCGACAGCGACUACGAGCGCCCCCGGAGCGAGUUUCGUGUGGUAGAGCGAGACACGGAGAUUGCACGAGCACCCUCCCCGCCUUCGCCCGAGCGCGUGCGCGAAUUCCGUUUCGAGCGAGACCGCUCCUGGUCCCCGCAGCGUGAGCGACCCUACGAUCUCGAAAGGUACAGCAAGAGCACCGAAUACUUCGCUCAGCCACAGCCCAUCAUCAUUCGCGAGUCUGCGCCUCAGGCACCCAUCAUUAUUCGGGAAGAGCGCCGGGAACCUCAAAAGAUCAUCAUCCGCCGGGAGGAGCCCCGCUACGAAUUCAUCGAACGCAAGGACAUUGACGAAUCUCGAGACGAGAGUCGUUCGCUUGUUAGAAAGGAGCCGGAGCCGGAGCCGGAGGCGGAGCCCGACCCGGAGCCAACGCCAGAAGAACCUACGCCACAGCCUCAGAAACAGCCUGAAGAGGACUACUUCUACGAACGCCGUGUGGUGGAGCGCAGAAGACGAAGCGAUAGCUACGAACGUAAGACGGAGAUUCGGCCUCGUGACAGCGCAUCCAACUACAGCAGCGACGACAGCUACGAAUACGUCCGUCGUGAGACCAACGGCCGCGGCGGUGACGACAGAGAUCCGCGCCACAAGCGCCAUCUGGCCGAAGGAGCGAUUGCUGGCCUUGGCGCUGCAGAGAUCUUGAGACACCACCGGAAGAGCAACGGUGAGCCCGUUAGCGGACGCGGGCGCAGCGCUCUGGGAGGUGCAGCUGUAGGAGCUCUGGGCGCCGAAGCACUCACACGGGUUCGAAGCAUGAGCAGAUUCAGACGUGGGUCGAGCAGCAGGUCGCGUAGUGGCGACCGUGAGCGAGACCGCGAGCGACAGCACAGGCGCAAGCGCCGUUCCCGUUCCCGCUCUCAGGACGGCGGCGGCGGUCCACUCCAGAACCUCCAGGAUCUGUCACGUGCUCAGAAGCUGGGCGGUCUUGCCGCCGUUGCUGGAGUGGCUGCGCUCGCUGGAUAUGCGAUCAAGAACCGUAAUGACAAGAAGGAGACGGUCAUUGUUAAUGAAGGUGGUCGCCGGCGAAGCCGGUCACGCAGACGCAGACACAGUGUUGGCAGCGGGUAUUUCUCGGACGACGACCGAACCGAUCGACAGACGUCAGAGCAUCGCGAUCCAGACCACCGCAACCGUCGCAUUGCGCAAGCAGGUCUUGCCUCUGCUGCGGCUGCCGGUAUCUGGGAGAGGGUUCGUUCGCGCAGCCGCGGAGGAAGAGAGCGUAGUAAGUCUCGUGUUCGACAAGGUGUGCCGAUUGCUGCUGCUGGUCUUGGAGGAGCUGCACUUGCCGGGCUGUACGAGAAGAACAAGGCCAACAAAGAGGCCAAGAAGGACGCCAUCAUUGAAGAUGAAAUGGGCAGGGGGAGGCGACGGCACAGCCGAAGCCGGUCAAGGAGUAGGUCCGUCCCAGCUCCAUACCCAGAGGAGGACAGGAGGAGUGUUGACGGUCCGGGUUUGAUAGCUUACGGUCACGAUCCGAUCUAUCCUGACGAGCGCCACGGCCAAUACAGCGACGAAGAGCCAGCUCUCUAUCGUCGCCGUGGUGGCAGCAGCGGGAGCAGCCCCGACACGAGACGACGCCGUGACAGAAGCCACUCCCGCGGACGCAACCUUGCUGAGAUGGGGGCUGCUGCUGGCCCUGCUGGCGUGGCCGCUCAUGAGCUUGGCAGGCGUCGUGAGCGCAGCAGAGCUGACCGGGAGAGAAGAAGUAAGUCUUCACGCCUUCGGCCCUUGGAUGAUGACUGACUUGUGGGUGUAGGAGAAGAAGAUGACUAUUACGAUCGUGAGGGACCGCCCCCUCCGGGACCGGGCUACGGCGACGAGCCAUACAGUCCGCCGCCCCCAAUGGUCGACCAGGGUGCAGCAUACAACCCUAACAACUACCAAAACGUUCCCUUCGGCCAGCAACAACCCGCAUAUCCAACAAGUAACUAUUUCCCGCCGCCACCUACUGGAGAGCAGGCACAAGACGAUCCCUACGCUCAUGCUCAAUCGUCGCCAAACUCGUAUCCUGCAUAUAAUCCAGCGGAGUGGGCUAACCAGCCUCCUCAACAACAUCCCUACGGACAUGAUGCAUAUGGUGAUGGCGACGCGAAUCCAGGACAUGCAUACCGGAACGAGAACUUCGCCGGUGACGCGCGAUAUGGACCCCAGGAUCCUGGCUACGAUCAGAGAGGCAGAGGCAGACCAGAUCCUGAGAAUGUGAGUGCGCCCAGCGAAGUUGACAAUGAGCGCGAGUCUCGGGCAGCGGGUACGUCCCGGGAGUCUCGUUUUUGAGGUAUUAAGUGUAUUUGAUUGUUCUGACUGAGUUCUUUGCAGAUGGUGUAAGCACGCCUCGCGCAAGGUCUGCCAGUCGCGUGAGAUUUGAUCUGGAAUCCAAUGUGACGCAUUCGCCCGAGCUAGGCCGACGCAAAGACGACGCCAAACGAGGAGAUCCCGCGGAACCCCAACACGGCAGCGACAGCGAGGAUAAGAGACAUCGCCGGCACAGGCGACGUGGCAAGGAGAGAGAGCGAGAUGGGGACUCGCACCGCGACCGCGACCGCGACCGCGACCGCGACCGCGACCGCGACCGCGACCGCGACCCGGAAGCGACGCACGAGAAGCACGAGCGCCGGAGAGAUGAGCGCGGGGAGGAUUCGGAGGAGGUGGAAGUACUCCCGGAUCGCUUCGACGAGAACGGCAACAAGAAGGCGGAGGACCCGUUGGCGAACCAGAUCAACCAACUGCUGUCGGGCCAGGGCGGACUGGGCGGGCUGUUCAAGGCCAUCACGGGAGGUAAUGACGAGCGCGAUGAUGAUAGCCGGACUAGCAGACGGAGACAUCGGCGCUAG
This is a messenger RNA of Lecanosticta acicola, 3263 nucleotides long. Lineage: Eukaryota; Fungi; Ascomycota; Dothideomycetes; Mycosphaerellales; Mycosphaerellaceae. The record is from the annotation of a GenBank genome assembly.